Molecule: messenger RNA, 846 nt
Organism: Acanthamoeba castellanii str. Neff
Lineage: Eukaryota; Discosea; Longamoebia; Acanthamoebidae
Product: betaexpansin 1 precursor, putative
Exons: 2
Coding region: 1-846 (281 amino acids)
Biological process (GO): plant-type cell wall organization
Cellular component (GO): extracellular region
Source: RefSeq, a predicted model, not a curated record
AUGCCAUCACCCUCGCGAGCCCACCCACUCUUUGUCAUCUUCGCUGCCGUCGUCAUCUUCAUCGCCGCCGGCAUCGGAGGCGCCAACGCGCAGACUCCCUUGGGCGAAUGGCAGACCGGACGUAGCACCUUCUACGACGGCAUCGACGCCGGCAACUGCGGCUUCGAGACCAUCUCGUCCACCCAGUUCCCCUUUCGCUUCGUCGCCGCGGCCAACACUGCGUUCUAUGCCAAGUCGGCGGCGUGCGGCCAGUGCUUCGAGGUGAGGUGCACCGGGUCGGCCUAUCUGGCCAACGCCUGCGUCCAGGGCGGGAGCGUGGUCGUGGAGGUGACCGACCAGUGCCCGUGCGCUGGCAACGAGGGCUACUGCUGCGACGCGAGCCUGGUCCACUUCGACCUGAGCCCCGGCGCCUUCGCCAAGAUCGCCGACCCGGGCGCGGGGGUCAUCAACACCCAGUACCGGCCCGUCGCGUGCCCGGUGCAGGGCCAGCUGCAGGUCAAGAUCAAGGAGGGCUCCAACCCGUGGUGGUUCGCCCUGCUGGCCACCAACGUGGGCGGCUCGGGCGCCGUGACUAAGAUCGAGCUGAGCAGCGGCUCGACGGGCUCGUGGGUCACGCCGGCGCGACAGGACUACAACUACUGGCUGGCGACGUCGGGCUCGGGCUUCCAGUUCCCGCUGGGCGUGCGCGUGUGGCAGGGCACGCAGAACGUGACGGGCACCAUCACGUCCAUGUCGGCCGGCGCCACCUUCUCCCUCUCCGCCAACUUUGGCUCCUCUUCGCCCUCCCCUUCCUCCACCCCCUCGCCGCAGCCGGCCCACGAUGGCGGUUGCUUCAUCCCCAACUGA